This is a messenger RNA of Talaromyces amestolkiae, 1392 nucleotides long. RefSeq lists its product as uncharacterized. The transcript is spliced from 2 exons. Lineage: Eukaryota; Fungi; Ascomycota; Eurotiomycetes; Eurotiales; Trichocomaceae. The record is from RefSeq and is a predicted model, not a curated record. Bases 1 to 1392 code for a protein of 463 amino acids. Gene Ontology annotation, cellular component: endoplasmic reticulum. Gene Ontology annotation, molecular function: mannosyltransferase activity.
AUGAUCGAGACAGCCAUUAGCAUCGCCUUUUGGCUGUCUAGUUGUUUGACGGUCCUCAUCCUAGCUUUACCUUCGCAGUAUAUUCCGCGCCGCGCGAAAGAAGGGAAAGGUGACGAUGGCAAGGAGAAAGUCACUGUUCAAAUCUUAGUCUUGGGAGACAUUGGGCGAAGCCCGCGUAUGCAGUACCAUGCAUUAAGCAUUGCUCGCCAUGGAGGCCAGGUGGACAUUAUUGGAUACCAAGAAUCCGACCCUCAUCCCGAUAUUACAUCUAAUGCAAACAUCUCAAUCGUUCCGUUACCCCCGCAUCCAAACAUCCUCCAAACCAGCAAUAAAUUACUGUUCCUUGCCUUCGGACCUCUCAAAGUUUUAUUUCAAGUUUUAUCCCUGUGGAUAUGCCUCGCAUACCGUACCAAACCCGCAAAGUACCUGCUCGUUCAGAAUCCUCCUUCGAUCCCGACUCUCGCCCUCGCUUCCGUCGUUGGCUUCUUCCGACAGACCAGGCUCAUUAUCGAUUGGCACAACUUUGGCUACUCAAUCUUGGCGCUGAAAUUAGGCGAUCAACAUCCCUUAGUUCGGAUAUCAAAGUGGUACGAGAGAUUAUUUUGUGGAUGGGCAACUGCGCAUUUUUGCGUUACCAAUGCCAUGGCUCGCGUCUUGAAGGAGGAGKUUGGGAUCACAAAGGCGCCAAUUUUGACUUUACACGAUCGACCUGCGAGUCAUUUUGUACCCAUAUUGGACGAGGAUGAAAGAGUACAGUUUCUAGCGUCUCUUGCAGAGGUGACAGCAACUCAAGCUGAGCUGGCAAGUGGAGAUGUGCGCGUCCUUGUUAGCUCAACAUCUUGGACACCCGAUGAAGAUUUUUCUGUUCUGAUAGAUGCUCUAUGUCGGUAUUCCACAGUCGCAACGACUGAAAAUACCGCUCUGCCCAGAGUACUAGCGAUAAUCACCGGCAAGGGACCUCAAAAGGAGAUGUAUCUCAAGGAAAUUUCUACUUGCGAAAAGGCGGGCAAACUCGGAAAAGUGACUAUCAAAACAGCUUGGCUGAGCACGCUCGAUUACGCUAAGCUUCUUGGGUGUGCAUCAUUAGGUGUCAGCUUACACACCAGCAGCAGUGGUGUCGACUUGCCCAUGAAGGUUGUGGAUAUGUUUGGCGCUGGUUUGCCAGUUGUUGGAUGGAAUCGAUUCGAAGCUUGGCCGGAAUUAGUCACAGAAGGCGUCAAUGGGCGCGGGUUUGGAAGCUCAGAAGAACUGGCCAUUCAUCUUACGGAUCUAUUCGGCAACCCUAAGAAACUCGAGAACCUCAGAGGUGGUGCUCAAAAUGAGAGCUUACGCAGAUGGGAUCAGGAGUGGGAUCCUAUCGCAGGCCGACUGCUCGAAUUGGUAAAGCCUUAA